ACAUUAUGUGAUUUUGUUCUCCAGUUACCAGGGACUAGUGGACACUAAAGUUAAUUAACUUCAAAUAAGAAAUAAUACCAGGAUUUAAUCAAUCAUGAAGAAUCAAGUAUUGCGGUCUCUUUGUUUCAUUACAAUUAUAGUGUCCCUAGUUGAGUCAAAAACAUAUCUUGUGGAAACAGAUGACAUAACAGGAAAUGAAGGACAUGGACAAUCUGGAGAUGACUAUACUAAUUAUGUUAGAGCACCUGAACCCUGGGAAGAUAAAGUUACUUGUGAAAAACGAGUUGGCGACACCUUAUGUCCUGAAUAUACAGUUUGCAAGAAACAUAAAUGCAUAAUCGAAGAAUAUGAGAAACCAUGGGAAAUCAGAGAAAUUCCUUGUGCUGAGAGAAUUGGCGAGUUCAAAUGUCCGGAAGAUACAACUUGUAAAGAGGACUUUUGUGAAUAUAAUCCUGAACCCUGGGAGAGCAAAGUUCCUUGUUCAGAACGUGUAGGCAAUUUCACAUGUCCGGAAUUUUAUCAUUGCAAGAUACAUUAUUGCGUUAUGAUAGCUGGUUCACCAUGGGAAGUCAAAGAGGUUCCUUGUGCUGAGCGUACUGGGGAAUUAAAAUGUCCUGAAGAUAUGCAUUGUGAAGUGGACCACUGUGAAGAUAUUUCCUGCAAAGCACAUGAAGAAUGUCCUGGAGAAAUUAAAUGUUGGAGAGAGAGAUGUAACAUGUAUGCACCCGAAGAUGCUGAGCCAAUUCAUGAAUGGCCAGGAGGCAAGUUUGAAGCGUUUCUUGAAGAGUAUAAAGAUGUCGGAGAUGAGACUGAGGAAUUGACAAGAUAAAACAGAGAUUUGUCAUCAAAAACAAUUUUAUGAAAUAAGCUAAAUAUUAAUUAGGUUUUUACAUGGAUUUGGACACCUAGUCCAAAUUGACCCACAGUCACCUGUAAUACUUUUUUUGAUAAAUUGUGAUAAAAGUUAAAAAUAAAUACUGAUAUUUUUGUGA
Molecule: messenger RNA, 992 nt
Organism: Eurytemora carolleeae
Lineage: Eukaryota; Metazoa; Arthropoda; Copepoda; Calanoida; Temoridae
Exons: 14
Coding region: 95-829 (244 amino acids)
Source: RefSeq, a predicted model, not a curated record